This is a messenger RNA of Lucilia cuprina (Australian sheep blowfly), 592 nucleotides long. RefSeq lists its product as uncharacterized. The record is from RefSeq and is a predicted model, not a curated record. The coding region runs from base 116 to 499 and encodes 127 amino acids. Lineage: Eukaryota; Metazoa; Arthropoda; Insecta; Diptera; Calliphoridae. The transcript is spliced from 2 exons.
CAAUUUACCAAAGUUUAGUAUAUAAACUCCAGCAAUAAGUGCAAUAAUAUCAUCAGUUCUUUAAACUUUUUAACACAAACAACACAGACCUUCCCCAAAUUAAAAAAAUAACAAAAUGUUCAAGUUGGUGGUGUUGUCUGCUCUAUUCGCCGUUGUCUUAGCUCGUCCCGGUUUAUACUCAUCCGAAUCUUUGGUAUAUUCUGCACCUGCUUAUGCCUCGGUUGUACAACAAGAACAUGGUUAUGCUCAUGUUGGUUCUGUUGUAAAAUCUGUGCCUUCUGCUGUCUCUCAUCAAAGCCAAUCCGUGGUCCAUAGUUCAGCUCAUGUAGUAGAAGAUGUUUUGGCUCCUGCUGUCAAGAGCACUGAAUAUACUACAAAAUCUUUAGUUGCUCCUGUUGUUCACACAUAUGCCGCUCCUGCUUAUGUUAAAACUGUUGCUGCUCCAGUAGUUUAUAAGACUUAUGCUGAAGCUGCUCCCGUUUUGUACAAAUCCUGGUAAAUGGAUUGUGCGAAAGAGGAAACCUAUUGAUUUUUGUUAUGUGAUUUUAUUAAUGAAUUACGAAUAGUUAUGUGACUUUUUUAAUAAUGUUUU